Clonostachys solani is the source of this 1092-nucleotide messenger RNA. NCBI's taxonomy places the organism in Eukaryota, Fungi, Ascomycota, Sordariomycetes, Hypocreales, Bionectriaceae. The record is from the annotation of a GenBank genome assembly.
AUGUUUCCCCAAAGACAGUCGUGCGAUCGUUGUCGUCAGCAAAAGGUGCGAUGCCUUAAGAAUUGGGAAACAUCAGUGACGACCAGCGCUGACAGCGACUAUUUCUCCGCAUGCGAGCGAUGUACCAAGGCGGACGUGCCAUGUGUCUACAGCACGAAACAGCGACGCAGACGCUCAAAAGGGGAUGAUGUCACAUCGCUGAGAAGAAAGGCGGAUCCGAGUCAAGGGCUCGCAGGCAUGCUCACGAACAGAGAUGUUGAAGGAUUCGACUUCAACAACCUGAUGGCGCUCAGCACCAACGUCUCCUGCCUCGGGGAUAGCGAAGCAUACAGCUGGAUCAACAGCCUCGAAGGCACAACAUGUCAAGGAGACAGUGCAGACAGAACCCCAGAGGACCCAGUGACGACCGGCCCAACACCUUCCUGGGAGGAGGGCAAAGAAACGCUAACACGUCAGCUAUUGAAACUGAGCAAUUGGGCUAUAGAUGCGACACACGAACUGGAAAGCGCUGUGGUUCCUACGCCAUUGGUGGUGGGCUCGUCGGUGCUAAAUGAGGCUUACGAGGCCACGGAUACUCUGGUACGCAUUCUUGAUAGCUUUUCUCCCGCCAACGGCACGUACCGCCGUUGGUCGCGGCCUUUACCGCGCGACGAAAGCGACCCGCAGCAGAAUCCCGUGAUCAGCCCAGUUUUCCUGGCUCUUGCUUCGCACCAGCAUAUAUUGGCCCUUUUCCGAGCACUAUGUGACUGUAUCAAGCGGUCCUUGAGGUCUGUAGCUCGUAUUCCAGAGCCGCAACAGCAAUCUCUGCAUGGUGCUGGCUCGUCGUCGGCACAAUUCACCAUGGUCUUGCAGCUCAUGAUGCACCUACUGAACCGCCUGGGGCGUGGGCUUCGAAUAGGCAAUCGCAGAGACACAGAUCAAGGCGAGCUAAUGGUCGAGCCAGGGGGGGAUGAAGAAGGCGGCAGCUUACGAGGUAUUGUCGGCUCUGCUCAGGCUAUGCUCAAGACGUUGCCUGAAGAGCAUCUCAAGCUUGGUGCAGUCAUUCAAGAGCUUCAAGCCCAUAUAGAAGAAGGGGGGCAUAUACAGAUUUAG